Triplophysa rosa is the source of this 2627-nucleotide messenger RNA. It is a transcript of the gene rabl2, whose product is annotated as RAB, member of RAS oncogene family-like 2. The coding region runs from base 463 to 1125 and encodes 220 amino acids. Gene Ontology annotation, cellular component: Golgi apparatus; endosome. Gene Ontology annotation, molecular function: GTPase activity; GTP binding. The transcript is spliced from 8 exons. The record is from RefSeq and is a predicted model, not a curated record. NCBI's taxonomy places the organism in Eukaryota, Metazoa, Chordata, Actinopteri, Cypriniformes, Nemacheilidae.
GACAGCUAGUCGCUUACCAGCGGGCCCUUUCGGGUCCUGUCGUUGCCUAGAAACGCGUUGUUGUCGUGCGUGUUCGCAUUGAAUUUUCUAGAAUUGAACUGGGAUUUUAUUCACUUAAACAUACAUUUUCUCGUCAAUAACCCAGCCGUGAAUGCAAACAAAUCUAGCAUUGAUUGAUUAUUACAAAUUAAUGCUGGUUUGUUUCGGUUAGUAGGGUGCUCGGCUAAUAUAAACACGCUGCUCACUCGCCAGUUAGCUACAGUAACAUACUCCGAAUAAAUACGCUACCAGUUGGUUUAAUGUUGUUGUAAAACCAUCUCUAAAUGAUAUCCCCACGUUUACAUCGCGUUUAAUGGAUUAAAACAGCCCAGUUCGCUGUUUGAGCUAUCUGGUCAGCUGGCUAUCUAAUCCCACUGUGUUAAGAGGCUCAGUGUGUAUCUUCGGACUGCUGUGUUCCUGAGGAUGGAGGCAGGAGGCAUUUCUGAUUUGGAUCAGGAAAAAUAUGACGCUGACGAGCAAGUCAAGAUCAUCUGCCUCGGAGACAGCGCUGUGGGCAAAUCUAAGCUUAUGGAAAGAUUCCUUAUGGAUGGAUAUCGGCCUCAGCAGCUGUCCACCUACGCUUUGACUCUGUACAAAUACACCACCGCUAUCGAUGGAAAAACUAUCUUGGUUGAUUUCUGGGAUACUGCAGGACAGGAACGUUUUCGGAGCAUGCACCCCUCUUACUACCAUAAAGCUCAUGCCUGUAUUAUGGUGUUUGAUGUCCAGAGAAAAAUCACAUAUAAGAACCUCCCUAUUUGGUACAAAGAACUACGAGAGUACCGACCCGAGAUCCCGUGUCUGGUGGUGGCUAACAAGAUAGAUGCUGACAUGAAAGUGACUCAGAAGAGUUUCAACUUUGCUAAGAAACAAGGUCUGCCCUUCUACUUUGUGUCUGCUGCUGAUGGGACCAAUGUGGUCAAGGUUUUUAAAGAUGCCAUUCAGAUGUCUCUGUCCUACAAGAAGAACUCCAACGAUUUCAUGGAUGAAGUCAUGAGGGAGUUGGAGAACUUUGAUUUAGAGAGCAAAGAGGAAUUGUCUGAUAAAGAAGAGGAGACGCAAGAAGGAAAUACAGAGUCUGCUUGACCUAAUGCCAACAUACAGUACUCUUCUCUGUCUGUUGUACUGGUGUUUCUCAGAUCAUGGUUGUCCUCUCACUCUCCUCAGAUGCUCGAACAGAAACUCUGUUACAACUACCUCACAUCUCUGUUAGUGUCUACUAUCAAUCUUAUAACAAGAAUAAAUUAUGAUUCUGUGAAUGUGACAUUAUCAGGCGAUUGUUUUGGAUGGUAUAACGGCACAUUAUGAACAUUGAUUUGACAUAACUGUGUCAAGCUCUUACUUAAGUUACUGAAAGAAAACCGGUCAAAAUACUCAUUAGAGGAUUGUCAAGUAUGGGCUGUCCCUAAGGUAAGUUUUAAUAACAUUUUGAAUCUAUACUGUAAUUUGGAUAAUUUUUUAUUUCUAAAAUGUGUAAGAUUUUGGAAGAAUCCAUAUUAUCAUCUAACCAUAGUUAAAAGUAAUAGUCAAACUACAUUAAAGAGAUUAGUUGAUAUUCUGCAUCUCUUCAGGAGUGAGAAGGUGAGAGGGCAGCCAUACAUAUGAGCACAUACGAGUGUGUGCAUGUGAAAGCAGGGGCAAAGGAAAGCCUAGAACACACUGAAUGAUCUCUGGCCUGUGGAAACUGUCAGGUUACAGUUCUACUUGUGAAACACACCUUUCGUAUCUUUAAAUAAAAACGAGGAAGCAUUCAAAAAUGUACUGUGAAAUGGACAUGCAGACAGAGCUCAAAGCAUUUAUCCUUUUCCACGUCCCUCAUCAGCUACAUUAUACCUCUAAAUCAAAAAAAAAAUGGCAUUAAUGCAAUUUUCAGAACUUCAAACAUUAGAAAGCAAAGCUCAUUCUGAUUACUAAAAUAAAAGCAUUACAGUGAAAUUUUGAUCAAAAUUAUGUCACAAUACAUUCAGUUCUAAAAAUAAAGGUGCCACAGUAUAAAAAACAUUUUUAACCAUUUAGUCAAAGGUUCUUGAAAAACGUUUCUUUCUUACCUUUAUAUAGUCUGAAGAAACUUCUUUCACUACAAAGAGGCUUUUGUAAAACAGGAAGGUUCUGCAGAUGUUAAAGGUUCUUUUGAAACCAUUAGCCAUUUUUGUUCAAUGGUUCUGUUGAACACUUUUAUUUUUAAGAGCAUAGAUAGGCUUAAAUUUCUUUAGUCCAAUGAUUUCGUGUUGAAGUUUUGGGGUAAAAUGUGACGUGUUUCUUUACGUUGACUCAGAGACCAGAAAUAUUUCUUAGUCUUUUGAAGAGCAGUUACAUUGCAUAAGCUGUGAAGAUAAAUGGGUUUUCUUUUGUUUAUUAUUUGCUUUUGGUUUGUGUUUGAUAUUUGCACAAGCGCUCUAACAAAAUGUGUCAGUGAAUAUGUACAGUAACAGCUCUGGACGGUAUAUAUAAAUGUAUCUAAACUGGAUUCAACAUGUUGUGUUAAAUGAAAAGUUGAUCUUGUUUUUCAUUCAGCUUUUGUUUUUAUGUAAUGUUAUGAACACUGAAUAUAAAUACAUAUUUAUCCUGUUUGUUUGUUGUCUUGUGUG